Molecule: messenger RNA, 2547 nt
Organism: Cannabis sativa
Lineage: Eukaryota; Viridiplantae; Streptophyta; Magnoliopsida; Rosales; Cannabaceae
Product: serine/threonine-protein kinase-like protein At1g28390
Exons: 1
Coding region: 563-2227 (554 amino acids)
Biological process (GO): protein phosphorylation
Cellular component (GO): plasma membrane
Molecular function (GO): protein kinase activity; ATP binding
Source: RefSeq, a predicted model, not a curated record
AAAAGUAACCACUUAGUUGAGAAAAAAGAAAGAAGGGCCCACAAGACGCCCAAGCCCAAGAAAUGCUCUCACAAAAAGGCUUUCAUUUCCAUGGUUAAAAUAAAAUGUAAUAAUAAAAUAUUAGGGGAAGGAAGAUGAGAGUUGAAAAGCUCCCAUUUUCACAUCAAAUUCACAUUCACACCCUCUUUCCUUUCUUUUAAAACGACACAAAGAGCUGUAAAACAAUAACACGCACGACUUUAAACGCCACAACACAACUCCUUUUUUUUUUAAUUUUUGUUUAUUUAUUUAUUUUUUAUUUUGUAGUUAUGGCCUUUGCCGCUCUCGGCUUUCCCCACCAUGACCACCACAACCACAACCAUUAUCAACUCCUUCUUCAUCUUCUUCCUCAUCCUUCUCUACCACCUUUACAGCAAUCUCAAACACCCUUUUUAUUCUCUUUUGACUCGUCUUAAGUAAAAUUUAAAAAUUAAAAAGUAAAGUUCGACUAACCAACUACUCUUCAUAAAACCAUUUGGCCUUUCCUCUCGAUCUUCUUUAGUUUUAUCGUUAAUUCUUUCAUAUGGGUUAUCUUUCCUGUAAUGCGGAGUCCGCCGUAGCCACCUGCGAUACAUACAACUGGCCUGAACUAAAAAACAAAGCUAAUAAGAUACGUAGAAGACCCAAUAAGCAACUUAUUAAGAAGAUCAGAGAGUUUUCUUACGACGAGCUCGCCGCUGCCACCGACGGUUUCUCCGCUGAGAGCUUUCUCGGCAAAGGCAGCCAUGGAAGCGUCCAUAGAGCCGUCCUCGACGAUGGGAAACUUAUUGCCGCCGUUAAGAAGACGAAACAGCCCUCCAACUCCACGCCGACUACUCUGCACCACUUCAAGUUCAACGCCGCCUCCUGCCCCGGAAAUUGUACAACCCCGGCGGAGAACGAGAUCGAAAUACUCUCGAGGGUUCAGCAUCCAAGGCUGGUGAAUCUCCUCGGGUUUUGUACUGACUCCAUGGAUAGGAAACUGAUCGUGGUCGAGUACAUGCCUAACGGGUCUUUAUACGAUCUGUUACACUCAGGAUCUUCGAGACCUCCGGGUUGGACCCGACGGGUAAGAUUCGGGUACCAGGUCGCGAAGGCGGUUCACGCGCUUCACACGUCGAACCCGCCUGUAAUCCACCGGGAUAUAAAAUCUUCCAACGUUCUGAUCGACCAUGACGGGGACGCCAGGCUGGGCGAUUUCGGACUCUCCUUGAGGGGACACGUGGAGGACGUUCUAGUGCAGUGCACUCCUCCAGCGGGAACAUUGGGUUACCUCGACCCGGGCUAUCUUGCUCCGGGUGAUCUAACGGCCAAGAGCGACGUCUUCAGCUUUGGAAUUCUCCUACUCGAGAUCAUCAGCGGGAGGAACGCUAUCGACGUUAAUUACAGCCCUCCUUCGAUCGUUGACUGGGCUGUUCCCGUAAUAAAGCGCGGCGACUACGCUGGAAUCUGCGACCGAAGAAUCGGUCCCCCAGCUAACCCAGCCCUGAUCCGACAACUGGCUGUUCUAGCGGCGAGGUGUGUUCGGUCAACGGCGGAGAAGCGUCCGUCGAUGGUUGAGGUGGUGGAGUGCCUGAAGGUGGUCAGGAAAAGGGCUCACGCACCGCCUAUAUGGAACAACUUCAGGCAGCGAGUGAAAUGCGUGGAGAACAAAGAGCCAUUGCUUUGCCACCGGGAAGUUUACGACGUGAGCGAAAUAGACGUGUUAAAGGUCCUAGAAACGGCGGCGGCAGGGCAAGGAGUUAGCCGUAGAGACAGGAAAAUAUCCAGUGGUACGGCUUCGGGCGCACAGAGUGGGAAUGGAACUACUUUCUCUUAUUCUAAUAAUAUUAAUGGUAGUCGUGGUACUGCUUCGACUACUACUAUUACUAAAGUUGAACGAGUGGUGCGGUCAAAGUCAAUCGGGUCCGUAAACGAAAUUGAAGUGGGACUGGGGCCUGAACCCGAAACGAGCAAUUCUGGUCCGAGUGCUGGAGGAAGAAGGUCAGGGGUGACGGUUAAGAUGGCUCCGGCGGUGGUGCGGCUGAGUAAGUCUAGGUCUCUUGGAGGAUCGCGUAGUAAUAGUCAGGAACAGCAGCAGCAACAGAGGGUUGUGGUGCAGAGGUAUGUGUUGGAGUUUGAGCGGGACCCAUCUUGUUCGUCUACGGAAUUUGAUAUGUCCAAGUUGGUUAUUAGUUUAGAUGACAAUUCUGACAGGAAAAUGCUCUAGAAACCACUGGUUACUCCACCUCCUCCUCCUCAUCUAGCUAAUUAAUUAAUUAAUACUAUGUUACUUUUUCUUUUUCUUUUCUUUUUAAAUUAUAAUAAUUAAAAGAGUUGUUCAUUAUUUGAUAAUUGGGGAUAAAACCAAAAAUAGUUACCUAAUCAUGAAUAUGAUAGAUGGGUCGUGAUCAUCAUGUGUUAAUCAUAUAUUCAUAUAUUGACUCAUCUUUCAGGUUGGUUGACUGAAAAAAAAACGGAGCUGUAGAGAAUUGAAUCAUGGUUUCUUUCUUUUUUUCGUUUUUUCACGAUAAAUAUAGCCUUUUCUUC